Harpegnathos saltator (Jerdon's jumping ant) is the source of this 1791-nucleotide messenger RNA. RefSeq lists its product as uncharacterized. The record is from RefSeq and is a predicted model, not a curated record. Bases 190 to 537 code for a protein of 115 amino acids. The transcript has 3 exons. Lineage: Eukaryota; Metazoa; Arthropoda; Insecta; Hymenoptera; Formicidae.
CACUCGGAGUCGAGAGUGCCUCGAAUGCGCUUCUUCGCGUCGUGUCGGUUUUCCUCGCUCGAUUAACCGGAACAUCACCGGACCGGGAGAUUGGGAAAUCUGCGAGACGGUUCGCAAGCAUCUUGGAAAUUCGAUUCCUUCGCUGAAGGCCGGUUGACAAGACUUGAGACUGGUAGUGUGAAGGAUAACAUGAUGAACAAUUCGACGGAAGCGUACAACACUUCCGCGCCGGAGGUGGCCCGCCUGGGCGAAGAGUCGAAUGAGAUAGUGCCGUUGGUAUCCGGUGUGAUCAGCGUGAUCGUCAUAAUAGUGAUCCUCUUCUGGAUAGGCAUACAAAUCGACCGCUUGUACCAACAGCAGGAGCACCUGUUCCUGCGUUCCACGAGGAGGAAGCAGAGGAAACUGAAGUGGGGAAUGUCACUGCCAGGACGAGCAAGAGGGAAGAGCCGAAAAGACGACGCGAAAGCCUUGGCCACGGACAUGUGUCCCAAUGGCGCCAGUGACACCGGAUUUAAGACUAUAUGUGAUACCGUUUGAUGUUCGGCCAAAUCGCCAGACUCGCGGGGUCUUCGCGACGAGCUUCGCGAGAUCAUGAGUUUGGCAGUUACCGGUCGCUUUUUCAUCAAAUAUAUCACGAGCAAAGUAUCGUAGCGAAGAAAGUGAUACGCUGAAAAGUGGCGUUGGUCUUGCUACUGCAGGACAGCUUUAACCAUCCGUCGCUGAUCGCUCGCUGAAUAUGAGCCGCCAAUGAGAAAGAUUAUAAAUUUAAUCGAAAAAGAUUCAAGCUGCAUGAUUCAGCGAUUCUUGAUGUACGUUAGGCGUCGCGUAUGCUUUACAUUGCCGGUACGAUUCGUAUGAUUUUCAAUCGCACAUAUAACGCGCGAAGCUUAAAUGUCGUCGGGGAACUGCAGUAAAUUGUAUAUUUUCAUCGGUUUAAUGGGCGGGAUUUGUCCCCCAGCACUGAAUGAGGUAUUUUUGGUAGUAACAAUACCGAACAGGUGUCAGGGCACACAUUUUUGACACGACUGUCGUGAUAAUUCUGUAGUACGUAUGCGUAGUAGAGGCUACUGGCGUUACGUAUAGCGCCUUUCGACUGGAAUACUGCCGUAGCGAAAUGAUUAAAUCGGAACUGUACGAUUGCCCGAAAUGCUUCUCAGUCUCGCAUUUCUCGCGCGAGGGCACACGUCUGAUAUUUAUCAGAGAUAUCGUGCGAUCGAGUGAUAUGCACUUGUUAUGUAAAUAAAUUUGUAUAUAAAUAUCCUAAAUGUAUCUGUUAACGCGUAAUCUUAAGUGAAGUACGAAAUUUUGUGCUCGAGCAAUAAUAUUUUCAACCUCGUUUCCCAUUGCUGUCAUCCCGCGUCAUUGUGCUAGUGUCGUUUCCUUCCCAUUAUCCACCUAUUUUUUAAUUACAAAUAACUGGUUCUGAUAUAAAAAUACAGUCAUUACGAUAAGUUUUGAAUGCAACCUAACAUUUAUAUUUACAUGAGAUGAUACGUAUAGAUUGCUUGCAACAGGGCGUCAACUAGUGUAAUCACGGUCACAGUUUCAAUUCUACAAAUCUAAUCCUCUAAGAUUACAUAGUGUUAGCGUUAUAUCGGACACGCGCCGUUCCGCGAAACGUGUCGAAUCGCAACGUCGAACGUAACUAUGGUGAUAUCAAUGACGCUUACAGUACGGUAUACCAAGAUAGCUCGUUGACUUAUACGCGUGUCCGAAUAACUCGGUGAAAAUGACGUAAUGGAAUAAUUGGGAUGGCUUUCAUUGACGUGAUUAAUAAAUUAUAUCAACGGA